GUAGGCGGAGCUGGCAGUGGAACCAGUUCUUUGUGAUAGAGGAGUACAGAGGACCAGAACCAGUGCUCAUCGGACGGCUGCACACAGAUAUGGACAGGGGCGAUGGGCGUACUAAGUACAUAUUAGAAGGAGAGGGGGUGGGGUCUGUGUUUGUCAUCGAUGGGAACACAGGCAACAUCCACGUCACCAAGUCCCUGGAUCGAGAGGACAAGGACCAGUACCGCUUGAUUGCUACAGCAACCGACCGCCAGACAGGCCGCGCCCUCGAACCCUCGUCCACAUUCAUCAUUAGAGUUCAGGACAUCAAUGACAACCCACCUGUCUUCCAGGACGAGCCAUACACCGCCACCGUGCCCGAGAUGGCCAAUAUAGGUACAUCCAUAAUCCAGGUGACAGCCACGGAUGCAGAUGACCCUACGUAUGGUAACAGUGCCAGGCUGGUGUAUGCUGUGACCCAGGGCCAGCAGUAUUUCUCUGUGGAUCCUCAGACAGGUGUCCUACGUACUGCUGUAACUGACAUGGACAGGGAGAGUCAGGACACAUAUCUGGUCGUCCUUGAGGCCAAAGACAUGGGGGGGCACCUGGGGGGGAUGUCAGGGACGACCACAGUCACUGUAAGGCUGAGUGAUGUCAACGACAACCCCCCUCACUUCAGAAAGAGUGCCUGGUCAUUCUCUAUCUCUGAGCUGGCAGCACCAGGGGUGGAGGUGGGUCGCCUCUCAGCAACAGAUGCUGAUCUGGGAGAUAAUGCCAUGCUGGAAUAUACCAUCCUGGACGGAGAGGAGGGGGACACAUUUAACAUCACCGGAAGAGACCAAGAAGCUGUCAUUGUACUAAACAAGUUGCUGGACUAUGAGAGUCGCAGUUCAUUCUCGUUCUCAGUGGAAGUUGUGAACCCCGUGGUGGAUGCUCGGUUCCUAAGGAAAGGUCCCUUUAAGGACCGUGCAACCGUAUGGGUCAUGGUCCUCAACGCAGACGAGCCCCCCCGCUUCUCCCGGUCCCGUUACCGUCUGGAUGUGUCUGAGAACUGUCCUUCUGUCUGCAGCGUGGGCCGAGUAUCUGCUGUUGACCCAGACACAGGACAAAGCACCAACAUCAGGUACUCCAUUGAUCCCCAGUCUGACCUGGAGGCUCUGUUCCGUAUUGCUUCUGACAGCGGCCUUAUCACUACGGUGAUGGAGUUGGACCGGGAGCGCGAGCAAUGGCAUAAUAUCACUGUCAUCGCCACACAGAGAGACAAUCCCAACCUUGUGACCAGGGUUGUGGUUGCCAUAGAGACACUGGACCAGAAUGAUAAUGCACCAGAGUUGGACAGGCAGUACACAACGUCUGUGUGUGACUCCAGUACCCCUGGACAGGUUGUUCAGGUGGUGAGGGCAGUGGAUAGGGACCAGGGAGGUCAGGACGCCACCAUCCACUUCAGCAUCCCUCCAGAGUCCAGCUCUGCUCUAAACCUCACCAUCAUGGAAAGUGGAGGUGCCACAGCCAGCCUGGUUCUCCAGUCGGCCCUGCAGCCCCUCCCUGACUUCUCCUCCUCCCUCCUCACCCUGCACGUGCCCAUUGUGCUGCGGGAUGGCGCGUCCGGCCUCACCAACACUGGGACAGUCACCGUGACCGUGUGUCCCUGUCUGAGAGGGGGCAUGCGGGCCGAGGAGAGGGGGAGACAGAGGGACAGGGGCUGGGAGAGAGAGACGAUAUGUCUGCCCCUGCCCUCCGCCUCUCCAUCACUCAUCUUCAGUAUGGUCACCCUGCUGGCCCUGCUGGCCUGUGUCACUACGCUGCUAGUGGUGUGUGCUCUGUCUCUGUCUCUGCGGCAUCAGAAGCAAGACUCCCACUACCCAUUUGAGGAGGAUGAUGUGAGGGAGAACAUCAUUACCUACGAUGACGAAGGGGGAGGGGAGGCAGACACUGCUGCCUUUGACAUCACCGCGCUCCAGAGCUUACACAGAGUACAACGCAUGCAGGACAGCAGGAACAUAUGGUACACCCAGCAGAAUCAGGCCAGGGCCAGGACGUACAGCUGGCGCCGGACCCCACACUCUGCUGCGGACCCACAGCGUCCAGGCUCAGCCCCUUUGUACGGACACCUCUGCUACAACAUUCACACCCUGCCUGUCCUCAGAGACUUUCACGAGGGGCCCACUCCAUUCCAGUCAGGUCUGCAGCUGGCCAAACUAAUGGGAACCUAUGGGCUUCCUUGCAAUCACAUGGAUAAUAAUUCUCUAGUCAUCCAGAACCAGGGCACCUUUGAUCUACUGGAGCCUGAGGCGAUUCAUCUCAACCCUGCUGAGCCAUGGUGCCCCAGCAGAGAUGGACCAGAGAGCUGGGUGGCUGACAGCAGACCCACAGAAAGAGAGGGAGGCAGGGAGACCAACGCUGACACCCAGCAGCAGCUGCAUCCAGAGCAGGGACCAAUCAGAACACAGCCUGAGUCUGUACUGACAGAUGAAGCACUGGUUCUGAACUAUUCUGUCCCAAAUGGCUCAUCCUCUCAGAGUCACAGCAGCAGCAUCUCUUCAUCAGAGCAGCAGGAGAACAAGCCAGAUCUCUCUCCCUCCCAGACCACCACCACCACCGGAGCCUCCAGCUCUGCAGUAGACGAUACAGAUUCCUCUACUCUUCCCAGCUCAGAGAAGAAUGAAGACACUGUUGGUGUUAGCCAGAUAAAUACUAAUCACACCCACACUAAUCUACUGGGGGACUCAACAUACAGCAUUGUGGGUUCACUAAACCAGGGCAGUGGAGGGAUACCUGUGACCGGGACUACUUUGUAUCCAGGCAGUGCAGAAUUCCUGAAUAUGUAUGCGCUGGGUAGGAGGGACCUGACCCCACAGCUACUGCCCGUUUCUGGAGGCAUGCUGGGAUACAGCAGGGGGUGGGGCUGUGGGAGGGGACUGGUGGCUGACAGGGAAGGGGGUGGGGCUAACUGUAACUCCUCCCUGCCUGUGAGGAUGGAGGAGUUCCUGAAGCACCGUCUGGACCAGGUGACCUUUGACCUAUCCCAGCCACCUUACGACUCACUGCAGACCUAUGAGUUUGAGGGGGGGGACUCUCGGGCGGGGUCGCUGAGCUCACUGGAGAGCGAGGGAGAGAGGGAGGAGGAGAGAGUGAGGGAAGCAGUAGACGAGUUGGACAAGAAGUUCCAUAGGCUAGUGAAGAUAAUCGAAGAGAGAGAACAAGAAAAGAAGUGUGAGAGAAGAUCAGUGGAGGAGGAGACACUGGUAGGAGAUGGAAGCCAGAGUUUGGUUGUCAAUGUGACGAGCAAAACAGAGAAUGUGGGUGAAGGGAAAGAGAUCUCAAGAUAG
Messenger RNA from Coregonus clupeaformis (lake whitefish), 3305 nucleotides. RefSeq names its product cadherin-24-like. Gene Ontology annotation, molecular function: calcium ion binding; cadherin binding. The transcript has 14 exons. Gene Ontology annotation, cellular component: catenin complex; plasma membrane; adherens junction. Gene Ontology annotation, biological process: calcium-dependent cell-cell adhesion; cell-cell junction assembly; homophilic cell-cell adhesion. The record is from RefSeq and is a predicted model, not a curated record. The coding region runs from base 90 to 3305 and encodes 1071 amino acids. NCBI's taxonomy places the organism in Eukaryota, Metazoa, Chordata, Actinopteri, Salmoniformes, Salmonidae.